This is a messenger RNA of Cuscuta europaea, 2878 nucleotides long. NCBI's taxonomy places the organism in Eukaryota, Viridiplantae, Streptophyta, Magnoliopsida, Solanales, Convolvulaceae. The record is from the annotation of a GenBank genome assembly.
GCGGACCGAUAAUAGUUGAGAUUAUUAUUUUCAAUUUUUCCAAUUUAAUUCUUAAAAAUUCAUUUUCUCGAAGCAGAACUCUCAAGUCAUCGAAAAUUGUGUCUACAUACGACAUUCCUGAAUCUCCUCGUAAACCGGUCACCAAUUAACAGCUUCCCGGACUCCCGGAGCCUCUGUCUCAAGCGGAGACCAUUCCGCUUGGACUGACUUAAUCCUAGCUUUAAUAAAGCGUCUGUCACAGUCUCUGGCUAACCACCCCAUGCUCUCCGGCCAUUGCCGUCACCGAUUGCAGCAUCAACGUUAAUUUUUACUCAAUCCGCUGCUGGUUUCUUCCACUUUUCAACCCCUGGAUUAGCACAUGGGAAUUUGCCUUCUGUCCCUUCACUUGUGCAGCCCUCCAUCCUGAAAGUAGGGCUUCUGCAGAAUGUUUCACAGCCAUAGCAGACCCACAACUUCCUUUCCAAACAGCAGCAUUUCUAUUUUUUUUUCCAUAAACUCCAUUACAACAUAAUGAAUUUACACCGUCCCUCCACAGAUAGCUUACUGAAAACGUCCUUCACCCACAAUAGCAGUCUCGGCCACACUUCUGGAAUGGACAUCCCAAAAUUACUCCAGACUUCCUGCGCUAUUGAGCACUCCCAAAACAGGUAAUAAUCUUCUUUACUCUAGGAGUAUUCCACUGUCUGCCGGUCUCAGAGAGUACUGCAGCAACGUUCAUGUCUGCUACUCCUGCGGGUCUAGGUGAUUGUACUUUUCCAGACUCUGAUAUUGGCAACCAUGCGUCCUCGCAUACUGAAAUACUCUGCCCAUUGCCUACCCUGCGAUGAGUCCCCUCAUUAACAAGUUUCUGGGCCGCUAAAAUACUUCACCAAAUAAACUACGAGUUCGGCCCCAACCUUGCCUCUCCAAAGGAUGUAUCUGGAUAAUACUUGGCUUGGAAAACUUGACUAACCUGUGUUUUUGGUUCUGUCAUUAACUUCCAUGCUUGCUUGCCGAACAUCGAAAUGUUGAGUUCUUUCAAUGUUCUGAAUCCCAACCCUCCCUUAGCCUUUGGUAAACACAUAGUGUUGACAUGAAGAAGGAAAAGUGGUCAACCAUACUUUUGUGACCAGAAACUAUGAGCUAAUGAUUGUGGCAGUUGACAAAUUCAAAAUUUGAAAAUAUAGCUGUUGGAGAUUUGAGACAAUCUCUCUUGUCUUUAUCAUUAUUCUUGUAAGUUUAAAUAGACAAUUCUUGUAAUAGAUUUAGCAUAAGGGAGAAAUAAACUCCUCUCCACUAUUCUCUUCUCUCUCAAAACUCUCUUUCUCUCAUCCUAGAUUUCACAAUCUAUCUAAACUAGUUACUAUUUCUUCAUUCUAAACUCCUAACACUCAAAUUCUGACAUGGUAUCAGAGAUUACAAGCUCUUGAAACCUUUAUUGUCUUCCGCGAUUCACUCUGUUUCAUCUCGUUUAUCAAACCUUUUCUUAGAUACACUGUAUUACCCACUGCUUUAUAGCUCUUCAAGAUGGAGAACUCUAAGAUGGUGACGAUUCCAGUGACCCUAAAGGCAGUAAACUAUCUGUUGUGGUCCAGAAUGGUCAAAACCGCACUUGGAGGAAGGGGUCUAUGGAACCAUGUUUCUAUUGAUGAAGUCCCUAAGAAAACCAUCCAAGAGAAAGAUGGUGUUGAAAUGGUCUUGGCAGAUGAUGAGAAAUGGGGUCAAGAGGAUCUCAUGGUGUUGUCCAUCAUCCAAAACAGCCUUGAACCAUCUAUUUUGGAAGCUUAUUGUUACUGUGAGAGCUCUAAAGAGUUGUGGGAUACACUUUAGAAGGUGUAUGGAAACCUAUCUAACUUGAGCCGUGUGUAUGAAGUCAAGAAGUCGAUUAACACACUUAACCAAGAGGACACAGACUUUCCUCACCAUUUUGGCAAGUUCAGGAAUCUUUGGGCUGAGCUUGAGAUGCUGAGACCAAGUACUGUCGAUCCCAAAGUGUUAAAUGAGAGGCGUGAGCAGGAUAAAGUAUUUGCUUUGCUUUUCACCUUAAACUCGAGGUACAAUGAUCUCAUUAAAUACAUUUUGAGGGCUGAGAAACUACCAUCACUUGAAGAGGUGUGUGCUCAAAUCCAGAAGGAACAAGGCUCUCAAGGUCUCUUUGGAGGAAAAGGUGAACUCAUGAUGGCAAACAAGGCUGAAGGAGCAGGAGCAGUAGCUAAUAAAGGGGUUUACAAACCAAAGGAGAGGAUGAUGUGGAUCAGUGACCAUUGCAAGAAGAAGGGGCACAUGAAGGACAAAUGUUGGAUACUGCAUCCUCACCUCAAGCCUCACAAGUUCAGGGAGCCAAGGUCACAGUUCACGGGCGCAAGAGCUCAUUUCUCAGGAAACAUGGGCGAACCAACUACUCCAUCGGUAUGCUCAUCCAUGUUCUCCAAUACUACUGGAGAAGGUAGGUCUGUGGCAUCAAGCUUCCACUCCACCUCGAGAACAACUAAAGAUGAGACCAUCAAGAGGUCAGAUCUGGAUGCUUUCAUCAAAGCUCUCAAGGAGAACUCUAGUAACACUCUUGGUAUUUCAUUAAGUGCAUCUACCAUUGCUCGGCCUUUAAUUAUUGAUUCAGGAGCUUCACACCAUAUGAUUAGUGACUCUAGUAUGAUAAGUAAUGUAGAACCUACCUUAGGUAAUGUUAUGAUCGCAAAUGGUGACAAAAUACCAAUAAAAGGAUUAGGAACUCUUAAGUUGUUUGAUAAGGUGUCUGAAGCAUUUUAUAUGCGAACCUUUGCAUCCAACUUGCUAUCUGUUAAAAGGGCUGCUACUGAUCUAAAUUGCAAAGUUAUUUUCAGUCCUAAUGAUGUUCAUUUCAGGAUAUUGAGAUUAGUAGACUGAUUGGCAAAGGUGUGAC